AUGGCAAAAUUUGAAGAUUUUAAGUAUGUACGAACAAUAGAUUGUCGACAGGGCGCUGUUCGGGCCGUCAGAUACAAUGUUGAUGGUAUCUAUUGUCUGACCUGUGGUUCGGACAAAAAGAUCAAAUUAUGGAAUCACAAAACCGGGCUUUUACUAAAAACGUAUGGCGGCCAUGCGGAUGAAGUGACUGAUGCCCGAUCCAGUUGUGAAAGCAGCAAUAUUGUUUCUGCUAGUUUGGAUAAAAGUAUCAUAUAUUGGGAUGUUAGUACUGGGGCGCCGGUAAGACGUUUACGUGGCCAUGCUGGUGGUGUUAAAUGUGUUUGUUUCAAUGAGGAUUCAUCCAUUGCCAUUUCGGGUGGCAGAGACAAUGCCGUUUUCUGUUGGGAUAUACGUACACGGCGCCUCGAACCGGUUCAAAUGAUGCGUGAGGCCAAGGAUUGCAUUACAUCAGUAUUGAGUAAUGAAAACAAAAUAAUUACAUCCUCUUUGGACGGUUGUAUACGCCAUUAUGAUAUACGUGCCGGAGAAUUGACGGUGGAUAAGGUGGGAGUACCCAUAACAUAUUUAUGCAUGACACGAGAUGAACAAUGUUUGGUGGCUGCUUGUCAAGAUAGUGUUGUGAGGCUUUUGGAUUGUGAAUCUGGUGGCAUAUUAUCCGAAUACCGAGGACAUGCUGCCGAUGAUUAUCAAGUCGAAUGUGGUAUUAUGUCCAAUGAUGCACAUAUUAUAUCGGGUAGCAGUAAUGGUAGUGCUUAUGUGUGGGAUUUACUGGAGGGAAAGGUUUUGCAAAAUCUUGAAAUAAGUGAGUAA
Messenger RNA from Musca domestica (house fly), 810 nucleotides. Its product is annotated as WD repeat domain-containing protein 83. Gene Ontology annotation, cellular component: catalytic step 2 spliceosome. Bases 1 to 810 code for a protein of 269 amino acids. Lineage: Eukaryota; Metazoa; Arthropoda; Insecta; Diptera; Muscidae. The record is from RefSeq and is a predicted model, not a curated record. Gene Ontology annotation, biological process: mRNA splicing, via spliceosome. The transcript is spliced from 2 exons. Gene Ontology annotation, molecular function: protein binding.